GCGCCCUUUCUUCGUACCUCGCACCUUUUCUAUCAAACCGAUUAGUAUUUAGCAAAUUUGCUUUUCAACUACAAUCAAAAUGACUGGAGGCAAAUCUGGUGGCAAGGCUAGCGGCAGCAAGAACGCGCAGUCCCGCUCUUCCAAGGCCGGUUUGGCUUUCCCUGUCGGUCGUGUCCACCGUCUUCUGCGCAAGGGAAACUAUGCCCAGCGUGUUGGUGCUGGUGCUCCCGUCUACCUCGCUGCUGUCCUCGAAUACUUGGCCGCUGAAAUCCUCGAGUUGGCCGGUAACGCUGCUCGCGAUAACAAGAAGACCCGUAUCAUCCCUCGUCACCUGCAGCUCGCCAUUAGAAACGAUGAGGAAUUGAACAAGCUUUUGGGUCACGUCACCAUCGCUCAGGGCGGUGUUCUACCCAAUAUUCACCAGAAUCUCCUCCCUAAGAAGACCCCCAAGGCCGGAAAGGGUAGCCAGGAGCUGUGAACGUUUUUUUUUCUCUCUAUUUUAUUUGCUUGGGGUUUGUCAUUCGGCGUGGUUUGGCUCUCUUACUGAUAUGAUAACGGGGUUCUGGACUGGGCACGUUUAUGGCUCUUUUUUAAUUGUAUGCGUUUUUGUUUUCCUGUUACUGUUGUAAAUUAUGUCUACGGGCAUGGAAUGAUACCGACCAUUUUUAAAUGACUUCAACUAUAUUUUGCGUGGUUUGCUUUCGUAUUGCUCUACGGAUCUGGGCCUGAAAGGUACUUUUUCUCUUUUUUUCCCCUUCGCGCUGCUAUCCUCGAUAUCGCCAUUUGGACGAUUUCAAACCAAGGUUAUUCGCUGCGAGCUGCAUAAUAAACGUACUUGCAAGGACAAUGUUUCUAAUCGCGCCUAUCAAAUAAAUAC
This is a messenger RNA of Aspergillus ochraceoroseus IBT 24754, 877 nucleotides long. RefSeq names its product histone H2A. The record is from RefSeq and is a predicted model, not a curated record. Lineage: Eukaryota; Fungi; Ascomycota; Eurotiomycetes; Eurotiales; Aspergillaceae. The transcript is spliced from 4 exons. Gene Ontology annotation, cellular component: nucleosome. Gene Ontology annotation, molecular function: structural constituent of chromatin; protein heterodimerization activity; DNA binding. The coding region runs from base 80 to 478 and encodes 132 amino acids.